UCAAAUUUAAUUUUAAUUUAAUGGAUAUCAUUUUUCUUUUAAAAAGGAGUCAGCGAUUGUUCGCGUGUUGAACGUUGUCGAUAAAAUGCAACUGAUAUCUAAAAAUCGAUACAAAUCAAAGAAAUUCGUUGCCCCUAACCUGUAUUCUAUUCUCGCACAAGACACAUUCCUACUAUUUUUGAUGUCUUGCUAUGGCCGAAGAAAAUGAAGAUUUCUACGGUGUUUACUUACUAUACUGUCUGAAUGAAAACUUCAAAGGAAGGACUUACAUUGGCUACACCAAUGAUCCUAAUCACCGUAUAAAACAGCACAACAAAGGAGUAAAAAGCGGUGGAGCCAGAAAAACUAGUAUUCGAGGUCCAUGGGAAAUGGUUCUAAUAAUACAUGGGUUUCCUAAUGAUAUAUCGGCACUUAGGUUUGAAUGGGCAUGGCAAAAUCCCAAGAAAUCCAGACGGUUGAAACAUUUAGGGCCAAAACUGAGGACCGAAAAAGUAUAUGACUACUGUAUUCGUAUACUUUCAGAAAUGUUGCGUAUAUGCCCUUGGAACCGUUUAGCGUUAAAUAUACGAUGGCUUAAUGCAGAAUAUCAACGAGAUUUUAGUGACGACAAAUUUCCACCCAUGCAUAUGCCUAUAUGUUAUGGACCAAUAGUGUGUAAAAAAGUUAUGCCAUCUAAUAACGUAAGCUUGUUGGACGGCAGUUUCAAAAGCCAUAUUUGUGUUUUAUGUGCUCGUAAUUGUUCUCCAGACACUUAUCUAUAUUGUUUAGAACCCGAUUGUCAAGCAAUCACCCAUGUAUUAUGUCUUGCCAAAAGAUUUUUAGGCUCAUCCGAUCACAUUUUACCAAUAGAUGGCGAAUGUCCAGCUUGUGGCAUCCGUGUCCUAUGGGCUGAUUUAAUCCGUAGAAAAAAUGGAUGUUACAAAGGUUUAGUUACAGUAGGCAAAUAGUUUUACAUAAAUUAUUGUGUCCAACAUUACUUAUGUUCCUCUUCAACCUAUACUAAAUUAAUGUAAAAACAUUUUUUCUCAAAUAUUUUUACAGUACAAAUAUAUGUUUUAUUUAUUUUUCAAAAGUUAAUUCAUUCAACUUUUAUGUACUAACAAUCAUUUAAUUUAAUGACAAUAUUAUCGAACAUCUAUUUUUUAUUGGGU
Messenger RNA from Sipha flava (yellow sugarcane aphid), 1151 nucleotides. Its product is annotated as structure-specific endonuclease subunit slx1-like. NCBI's taxonomy places the organism in Eukaryota, Metazoa, Arthropoda, Insecta, Hemiptera, Aphididae. Gene Ontology annotation, biological process: double-strand break repair via homologous recombination. The transcript is spliced from 4 exons. Gene Ontology annotation, cellular component: Slx1-Slx4 complex. The coding region runs from base 192 to 947 and encodes 251 amino acids. Gene Ontology annotation, molecular function: 5'-flap endonuclease activity; crossover junction DNA endonuclease activity. The record is from RefSeq and is a predicted model, not a curated record.